GCUGCUCGGGCCGCGCUCUGGGCGGCUCCCGGGCGGGCGGAGCGGACGGUGCACCCCCGGCCCACAGGGCGACCUCGCUUCGCUUCGUGGGCCCCUCGCCGACGGUCGGGUCCCGGAGCAUGGCGUCGGCCUUUCAGAGGGUGGUCCGGAGCGUGGUCCAGGAGCUGGACCCCAGCAGGGAGCUCAUCCCUGUGGACAGCCCCCGGAGCUCGACCAGCUUCCGGCCCUACUGCCUGGUGAGCAGGAAGCCCUCCAGCUCCUGGUUCUGGAGACCCCACUACAAGUGUGUCAACCUGUCAAUCAAGGACAUCCUGGAACCUGAUGCUCCAGAACCAGAUUUGGUGCAUGGCGGCCCCUUCCACUUCUCUGACGCGGUGGACGGGCAGCUGCAGGGAAGUGUGGAGCUGUCAGCCCCAGGACAGGGGAGGAUCGCGGGCGGGGCUGCAGUGUCCGGCAGCUCCAGUGCCUCGAUGGAUGUGUGCAUGCUGAGCGUGGACCCGAACACCUGGGAAGCCAUGCAGCAGGAAAGGCGCCUGCGGCAGCCCGAGCACAAGACCCUGCAGGAGCUGCGGAGUCGCGGGGAUGACGUAUUUGUGGUGACGGAGGUGCUGCAGACGCAGGAGGAGGUGGAAGUCACCCGGACCCACAAGAAGGAGGGCUCGGGCCAGUUUGCGUUGCCUGGAGCCAUGUGCUUGCAGGGCGAAGGUCAGGGCCAUCUAAGCCAGAAGAAGACGGUCACCAUCCCCUCGGGCAGCAUCCUAGCAUUCCAGGUGGCCCAGCUGGUUAUUGGCUCUGACUGGGACAUCCUUCUGUUCCCGGAUAAGAAGAAGAGAACCUUCGAGCAGCCCCCCACAGGGUCCUUUCUGGGGUUCAUCCGUGACCGCUACAAGUUCCUGACAGAUGGGGCCCCUGAGGAUGAGGAGGUCACCAAAGACUUCCAGGGCCUGCGGGCAGAGGUGGAAGCCCACUCCAAGAAACUGGAGUGCAUGGAGAGAGGGCUGAGUCUGCAGCUGCUGGGGUACCUGCAGCAGCUGCUGCGGGACCAGCUUGCCCUGCAAGCCUUACAGGAGUCGCUGCAGCAGGGCCUGUGCUGCGGGCGUGUGGAGCCUCUGGAUGGUCCAGCAGGUGCCAUCCUUGAAUGCCUCGUGCUCCCCUCCAGAGUGCUGGUGAAGCAACUUGCUGUCCCCGUCUUCUACCUGCUGGGGGCAUUGACCAUGCUGAGUGAAUCCCAGCAUGUUCUAUUGGCCCAGGCGCUGGAGACAGGGGCCCUGUCAGGGCAGCUGGAGCUGGUGGGGAGCCUCUUGGAGCAGAGCUCCCCAUGGCAGGAGAGUUGUGCCGUGUCCCUGCCACCCAGGCUCCUGGGGAGCAGCUGGGGCGAGGAGGCACCCACUUGGGUCUUGCUAGAGGAAUGUAGUCUGGAGCUGCAGGUGGGCGCCCCCCACGUGUUCUGGGAGCCGCAGGCCCAGGGCCCCACAUGUGCACUCUACACCUCCCUGGCACUCCUGUCAGGGCUGAGCCGGAAGCCCCUCUAGCCUGCACGCCUGCACAACUCCCCGGCAGGGCAGAGCCUGUGUCCACCCCA
This is a messenger RNA of Cynocephalus volans (Philippine flying lemur), 1582 nucleotides long. It is a transcript of the gene GSDMD, whose product is annotated as gasdermin D. Gene Ontology annotation, cellular component: NLRP3 inflammasome complex. NCBI's taxonomy places the organism in Eukaryota, Metazoa, Chordata, Mammalia, Dermoptera, Cynocephalidae. The transcript is spliced from 11 exons. The coding region runs from base 120 to 1532 and encodes 470 amino acids. Gene Ontology annotation, biological process: defense response to bacterium; pyroptotic inflammatory response. Gene Ontology annotation, molecular function: phosphatidylinositol-4-phosphate binding; phosphatidylserine binding; phosphatidylinositol-4,5-bisphosphate binding. The record is from RefSeq and is a predicted model, not a curated record.